This is a messenger RNA of Micropterus salmoides (largemouth bass), 2858 nucleotides long. RefSeq lists its product as uncharacterized. The coding region runs from base 194 to 553 and encodes 119 amino acids. The transcript has 8 exons. Lineage: Eukaryota; Metazoa; Chordata; Actinopteri; Centrarchiformes; Centrarchidae. The record is from RefSeq and is a predicted model, not a curated record.
CCCACACAACAGCUUUUCCUGUUAACACGUCAGCUCCGCGGUGGCUUGUCUUAUCGACAGGCUAUAGCGGUGGUGAAUGCUUCAAGUUUAAUGGCAGAGAGAAAGAGACACACAAGGAUUUCAUUUUAAAAGCUUAAUUUCCACAAGCGGAGUCACUUUGCAACAGAGCUGUCCUCCCGUGUUGCAUUUGAAGAUGAUGCGAUUGCUGUUCCUGUGUCUGCUGCUGCUGCUGCCAGCUGCUACUGCUGUUUCAAAAGAAGAUAAAGAAGAGAAGGAAGGAUCAGCUGACGAUGGGGAUGAUGAGGAUUCAUAUGAAAGUGUAGUGAAUACUCGUGAUAACACCCUUGAUCCUCACUCAGUUGUUGAUAAAGCCACAGGUGUAAAAGGAACAAUGGAUCACCUCACCCUGAUUGUCAUCGUUGUAGCUGUGACUGUUUUGACUCUUUCAGUUGCAACGGUAGUCUCCAUCAUGUUAGUAAGACGCCGCAUGCACAGACGGCAGCAAGGGAUAUACUCCGUGCCUACAGAGCAGGACCAGAAAGUGUCCGUCUAAUUCCUGGUGGAGUAGCAGUCCCAUAACACACAGGCAAGAGAGGAGCAAUGCAGCGGGCUAUGUCAUCUCCUACUCAGGACAGUUACACUUCUUUGCACAACAGCCUGCUUGUCACCCUUCAGUUCAUUGCUCACUCCUGCCCAAACUCAUCAAUACAUAUGCAAUAUCUGUUUUUUUCUUUUAUUUUUUCACUGUUGUAUACUUUUGUCUUUGUCCCAGCCAUUUCUACUCCACAUACACACAAUUUAGCCUGGGACAUUUGGAACAUAUUCAAACCUUCUAAUUGGAUUCUAUUUGAGGAAUCCAAAUCAAAGCCAGUGAAUAUGGCUUAAAGCUUCUUUUGUUAAAAGGGAUAAUUUAGCACAGCCAGAGCUCCCCCCUUUUUUUACUACCUGAAACAAGAAAUUAUUCCCACCAGCUAUGCAGUGAAACUGUAUUUGCCUUCUCCUAUUCAGUUGUCUGACAUCUUCUGUUCCUGGCCUAUUAAGAAUGACAGGAGACAGUGUAAUAGGAAGAUAAAAACCUGCCCCCCUCUCUCAACCUCAGUAAAAAAAGAAACAAGUGGAAAUAGCCAGUGUGAACAUCAGCAAAUUAAUCGACCGCCAUGAAUGAUGAUGUUUUCUUUUCCCCCCUCUCUUUUUCGUUUUGAAAGGCUUUCACUUUAGUUUCGCAGAUUGUAAAUAGCUCUCUGAAUGCUGUUGAGAGUUAGAUUAAUGCCUCACACAGUGGUAGAGAGAAGCUGUGUGCGAGGGAGUGAUAAAAUCUCACGAAUCAAAUGAAGUGUUGGGGAUGAUUUGGAAAAUACCAACAAUGCCUUUGUUUCAUUCAUAUGGCGUUUGAUGGCUUCUCUGUUUUCAUUUAAAUGGAAAUCAAUCAUGCCCUGUGAAAGAAAGCUUUCUAUCAAAGAAGAGCCCCUGGUUGCUGUAUUGGUUGCAAUACAGAGAAGGGAGCCAUGUAUUUUAUGUGUGGCUUUAUGAGCAACACUUAUAAUGGGGUCAUCAACACUGGGAAUGGCUACAUGGGGUUAAACACUGGAUUUGUCAAAGAAGGAUCUCACUUUGUUCUUCCACUAAGUCUUGCAGCUAAUCUCAUCACUGGGAGCAAGGCCGGGCUCCAAUCUAGCCAGAUUUGAGAGCAAAAUCAAUUGUGCAGUCACGUCUUUAUCAGGGUGCACAGUGGCUAUUGGUUUAUGUGGAAGUGUCAGCUUGGCAUUUGUGAUUGUGCAUAACUGUUAUUAUUAUUUCAGCACUGUGUGUACAAUAUGCGUAUUAAUCAAAAGUGUAGCAUUGCCCAAUAAGCCUUCAAUAUGUUUUAGCAUUUCAAAGAGAGGACAAUUGGACAAAAAUUGCAGUACAAAACAUUUCAGUUUUUAUGUCUUUGUAGUCUACCUAUUCAUAUUUACUCAUGUUCACCAUUCCUGUUGGACAAACAAACUGCAAUGCAAUAUUUGAGCAGCAGAGUAAUCUCUUUGAAUUCUUUUUCCAAAAUGUAGAAAGCAAACAGACUUGUGCAAAACCCCAUAGAGAAAUCCAGUAUUUGGUCGAGCCUGCUCCACGCAUGUGACCAAACUCUACUCUCCUGUAAAGCCUUUCUGCAGUGAUACUACUGAUGUAAAUGUAACAAAUGUAGCUGUUGAGCUUUGUGUCUUUCUCAACGUGAUGAAUGUGGAAAAGGUUAUUUCUUUUUUUAAAACUGUCUGAUUCUCCUGUGGUGGCCGUAACAGCUCAAUGCUUGCAACUUAACAAAAACACACGCAAAGACACAAGACACAAGAAAAUGGAAAAAAUGCUGCAAAGUGAGAAAAUACAAUCAAAUACAGAAAACACAACUAAAUACACUCAACAGAACAAAAUAUGUAAAUGAGCUGCCUAUACGGAAAACACAAUUCAACAAAAUGCAGAAACAUUGUGCAAAGAGAGAAAACACACAUUUGUCUUAUGUUUUGUCGAUUUAAAUGUAUUUUUUAAGUUGCAGUGUAUUCUCAGGGCCACCGUACUGAAGUUUUAGUUUUUAAUAUAUAAAAUAUUAUAUGUAUUAACAAAUGUGGCUAAAUUGUCUUUUUAUAUACUUGUUGAAUUCAAGGGGUUAUGCCUUCUGUCCAUUAUUCAUUUAUACAUUGUGUAUAAAAAAAGCUGUGGUGGUUGGUCAGAUAUUUGCCAAAAACAAUUUUGUAAUGUAAAAUAUUUGUAGUUUAGUGUCAUAUUGCAGAAACAAUGUUUAAAUGUGUGUAUCCGGAUCUAGUAAUUGAGCUGCUGUCAUCUUGAUUUUGGUCUUAUAGCAAUAAAUGAAUACUACUGUGUAUAUA